Messenger RNA from Liolophura sinensis, 3152 nucleotides. RefSeq names its product sodium-dependent lysophosphatidylcholine symporter 1-like. Gene Ontology annotation, molecular function: symporter activity. The record is from RefSeq and is a predicted model, not a curated record. Bases 13 to 1566 code for a protein of 517 amino acids. NCBI's taxonomy places the organism in Eukaryota, Metazoa, Mollusca, Polyplacophora, Chitonida, Chitonidae. Gene Ontology annotation, cellular component: plasma membrane. The transcript is spliced from 14 exons. Gene Ontology annotation, biological process: carbohydrate transport.
GAGAAAUGAACGAUGAAGAACGAUGACAGUCUACGGGAAAAACUCAUUGUCAAGGAGAACAGAGGGUCAUUUUCCCAGCCUUUACCGGUGUGGAGGAAGGUGUGUUUUGCGGUGGGAGGAGCACCUUACCAAAUCACUAACACUGUCAUCAACUUCUUCAUCAACAUCUUCCUGCUGGAAGUAGCUCAGAUCCGCCCACUUUAUGUGUCAAUCAUUGUGUUCGUGGGGAAGGUGUGGGAUGCUAUAACAGACCCUGUGUGUGGUUAUUUUGUGAAUCGCACGGACAGCAGACUGGGUAAACUACGACCAUGGAUUUUAUUCUCCACUCCAUUUGCCUGUACUGCCUACUUUUUCCUGUGGUAUGUACCCGACAUAUCAGAAGAGGGCAAGCUUGGUUACUACUUCGUCAUGUACUGUCUAUUCCAAGGCCUUCUCUCCUGCCUUCAUGUGCCAUACACAUCCUUGACCAUGUAUAUCUGUGAUGACCAGAAAGAGAGAGACUCUGUCACAGCUUAUCGUAUGCUGUCUGAAGCUGUGGGUGUUUUACUGGCUGUGGUUGUUCAGGGUCAGCUUGUGAACAAAUACAGAGUGGCAGGGGAGUGUAGUGCAGAGACAACCAUCUCACCUGGCCAGAUCAAAGAUCAGGAAUGGUCCUACAUGUAUGGUGCCUUUAUAGUGAUAGGAAUCUAUGUGAUUUGUUCCUGUACAGUAUUCUUUGGAGUCAAGGAAAAACAAGGUGUCAUCCAAGAUGGCCAUGAACCUUUUUUCAGGGCUCUGAAGCUUGUCUUUACCCAUGGGCCUUAUGUUAAACUGGUUGUCAUAUUCCUCUUCCACUCAUUAGCCAUUGCGAUUGUCCAGGGUAACUUAGCCCUGUUUGUUACGCACGCUCUCCAUCAAGGAGACCAGUUUGCCACGAUGAUUCUUGUCCUUCUGUUGAGUGCAAUAGUUUUCAUGCCUGCCUGGCAUCUUUUGUUGUUAAAAUUUGGCAAAAAGAAAGCCUACGCAGCAGGUCUUAUUUUGUUCAUCCCAGUGCUGAUAUCACAGUUGUACGUACAAGGCAGCAUCUAUGUGUAUUACCCUAUCCUGGUGGUGGCUGGCGCCUGUGUGGCCGUCGCCCUGCUCUUACCCUGGUCUAUGCUCCCAGACGUCCUAGAUGAUUUCAUGCUGAACACAGGCACGAGGAAAGACGCCAUAUUUUAUUCCUUCUACGUCUUCUGCAACAAAUUUGCUGCUGGAAUCGGGUUAGGAUUCUCACAGAUAGCCCUAGAGAUUGGGGGGUACCAGACAGGGGCAUGUGUCCAGCCCAACAGCGUGAGCCUAGCACUAAGGAUUCUCAUGGUUCCAGGUCCUGUUAUCUUCAUCCUCAUUGCUCUCAUCUUCCUCUGGAAAUAUCCCAUAACAGAACAUCGCAGAUUAGAGAUUAGACAAGCUAUUGAGGAUUUAAAGAGUGAUCAAAGCCCAAACCACAAUUCAGGGAAGAGACAGAAGACAAAUCAAUCUAACAGGUCAAAGGAGGUCCUUGCCAGUUUGAGUUACAGAAGUAUAGAUGACUCAACAGAAUUUUGAUUUACUGUUAGUAUCUAUCUAUAUAAACGUGUUAAAGUUUACUACUAGGUUGAGAACUGAUGAACACCAUGAUUUUAUGCUUUAAACUGGUUUAUAAUGGAAUGGUAUAAGAAAGUUAUCCAAAUACAUGCAGUUUUCAGUCUACAUGUACUGUAAUUCUUCAACCUUUUCAUGUUUGCAAGGUAUUCACGACCGGCUGAUAAAAUUUUACAUUUUGUGAAGCUCUGAAAUUGACAAAAAAUGUGAAUAAGUUGCACUGAAAGCUACACUGUCAAAUGAAAAGGUUGAAGAAUUCAGGUACUUUUACAAUGUUACUUUUGUAACGAUUUGCAUAUACCAAAGCACCAAGUUUAAAAUUCACAGACUUUGUUAUCCUGUGGCCGGUGUAUUUUAACCAUAUGUGAAAUCACAUAAGUCAAACAACAUUGUACAGUGUUUAACAUUUUCUUUGUGUGAGGAAAGAAGUCAAAUAAGAUCAAAGGCACUAUUUUCUUUAUUUACUUUUCUACAUACUAGUAUUUUGCUUAUUGUGCAAUUUUACGAGAUUACAAACAUGCAUAUUCUAUAUAAACCAUAUAUGGAAGAAAUUUUGAUGAAUGUUCCAUGUAGGCCUACAUCAUUUCAUUUGUAUAAUAUUGCUAGCUGUAUGUGGGCUAUAUAGCUUAAAACUGACCAGUUAUGGAUUCUAUUGAAGUACUCAUAAUGAUCGUAGAAAUCUCAAAUUGUUAAAGCAUUGCAAUGCAUUUAAGAUGUAGUUAUUUUGUGCCAGUCGUUUACGCAGGGUAACAAAGGACUUCCAAAGGACUCUUUCAAUCAUUACACAGACAAAAAAAUUGAAAGAAAAUUGAUUUUAUUCUGAAAUUGAUAUCAUGAUUGGCAAAAAACCCAUACGUAUGUAAAUUUGUACUUCGCAUAUCUAAGAUCAUUUAAAUAUGCUGUACAGAAGCUGAGUUUCUAUUGCCUUUCCAUUAUUUCUGUAUUACCAUAACCACAAAAUAGAGGACUCUCCAGUAAAUGUCAUACAUCAUAGUAAUUUAUGUGGUUGUAUCCUUCUAGAUAUUUUCAUACAAUAAGACACCAUGUUUUAAAUAUUGUUGUUUUUCUAUCGGAAGUUUUUAUAGUGCAAGAUAUGCAGUGUAAAAAUAAUUAAUGCUUUCUUUUGAGAAGUAUUUAUAAAUUAUAAAAUAUUUUGUUUUUUGAUUCCCAAUAUCUUAAUUGCACGUGUAAAAAUAUAAAUCGAUAUGCAUGUUACAUUUCUUUGACAUCAUCUAAUAAAGCCUACAGUGAUACUUAUGGAUUCUUUACAUCCCAGAAAUUAUUGAGGUGAAAUGAUUCUUGUCAAACACAUUGUGCAGUAAAAUCUAUAUGUACGAGUUCAAAUAUUUUAAUCUUUCAUGGUUUGUUAUUAUACUGUUAUGUUUUUUUUGUCCAAAUGAGCUGGUGUGCAAAUUGUUUUCGAACCCUUAAUCAUUCAUUCUACUUUUACAAAGAACCUAAAGAAUCUAUGGUAUAUCAUUUGUAUGCACAAAGUUUUAAUAUGACCACGCACAUACUGAGCUAAAGUUAGGACUUCAUAUUAAAAUUGU